AUGGUUCAAUCAACUUUAAAAAGUGACUAUAAUAAACAAUCAAAUCUGGUUUUCAAUGAAUUACUGAAGCAAUUAACAGAGAAAGAGGAUAUAACAGUGUUCAAGAUAACCAAAAAUGAUUCAAUCAGGAGUAAAGUCGAUGCCAUAUUGAAGUCUAUCGAACAAGAUAAGUUGAUAUUCUUAUCUGGACUGUCAAAUUCAAUUGCCAAACUAAUAUGUAUUACAGAAAUAGUCAAACAAAAGCAGAAUGGACAACAAGAUCCGCUGGAAAAAUUGGAUCAAUAUAAUAAACUACUACAUAUUGAUAGUACAGUAAAUCCAAACUAUAAGCCCAUACUGGAAAAAGAAAAUGAGCAAACUGAUAGAAACCAACUAGAGAAAGAAGCUUUACAAGAAAUCAAAGGUCCCAAGAUCUACACAUUGCCAGUGUUGUACAUUUUAAUUGGUAAACACUCCAUAAUGUCCAAUAUAGAGUUGGUUAGCUGGACGAAACAAGACAAGUAA
This is a messenger RNA of Candida dubliniensis CD36, 504 nucleotides long. RefSeq lists its product as uncharacterized. NCBI's taxonomy places the organism in Eukaryota, Fungi, Ascomycota, Pichiomycetes, Serinales, Debaryomycetaceae. The coding region runs from base 1 to 504 and encodes 167 amino acids. The transcript has a single exon. The record is from RefSeq and is a predicted model, not a curated record. Gene Ontology annotation, molecular function: nucleic acid binding.